This is a messenger RNA of Eriocheir sinensis (Chinese mitten crab), 11222 nucleotides long. RefSeq names its product leucine-rich repeat-containing protein 57-like. Gene Ontology annotation, molecular function: protein binding. The transcript is spliced from 7 exons. Bases 221 to 943 code for a protein of 240 amino acids. The record is from RefSeq and is a predicted model, not a curated record. NCBI's taxonomy places the organism in Eukaryota, Metazoa, Arthropoda, Malacostraca, Decapoda, Varunidae.
AACAAAGAAAACCAAAGCAGAGACUACGUAAUAGCCGAUAUACAAGUGUUUCAACCAUUAACUCCGGAAGAAAAUGAAGACAAAAAAAAACUGUCACAAAAGUUAAGGCGGAGCCGUUGCAAAGGCAAUCCCGCCGUUCCUCGCCCGCCGGCGUUGGCAGCAGUGUUUGUUUACCGUGUUGUUUUGACGGUCAGCUGACGCGUGACGCAACAAGGUCAGCAUGGGUCAGGGGUCAUCCAGCGGGGUCAGGGCCCACAUGGAGACAGCUCAGAAGACAGGCGCUCUGGUGCUGUCCAACAGAAAGCUGACGGAGCUUCCAGACCUGGCCGCCCUAAACAAGGUGCUGCGGACUCUUGACCUCUCCACCAACAAGCUAAAGGGCGUUCCUCCGUCUGUGUGUGACCUUUCCAACCUCAAGCAUCUGAACCUAAAUGGAAAUAGAAUAGAGAGUCUUCCAGAUGACAUAGGAAGACUAAGCAAGCUGGAAUCAUUAUCAGUCGUUUCCAACCUCCUCACGUCAAUACCAGAGUCAAUGUCGCAGCUCAAGCACCUCAAGUCUGUCAUACUCAGUGACAACAAAAUCACUGAGUUCCCCGUGAUGCUGUGUGGCUUAUCCCAGCUGGACGUGGUGGACCUUAGCGGCAACCAGAUUACUGCAGUCCCCGAUGGAAUAGAGGGUUUGCAGGCCGUGGAGGUCAACAUAAAUAUGAACCAGAUUUCCGCGAUAUCCCCGUCUAUUGCCUCCUGCCCUCGCCUCAAGACUCUUCGGCUGGAGGAGAAUUGCCUAACCAUCAGUAGCAUCCCCGAGGAGCUGCUGAACGACUCCCAGGUCUCCCUCCUCUGUGUUGACGGGAACCUGUUUAAGAUGAAGGAGAUUGAAGAGGUGCCCGGCUACUCCAAGUACAUGGAGAGGUACACGGCCGUCAAGAAGAAAAUGUUCUAAGGGAACAGUCUCUGCCAGGUACUUGUAAUAUUACUGAAUUCCCAGAAAGAAGGCUCAGGUGAUUCAUUUACUCAAAAGGGAUACAUAGAUAGAAUACAAAAUGUUCAAGUGUGAUUGAUAGGCAAGUAAAUAUAUCUGAGCAUUGAGAAAGUGUGUGAGGCAGGGCCGGUACAAGGACUGUUUGGAAGGUGUGGCUCUGAUGAUUGGUGAGCUGAACUAUUUACGAGGCAGUUUUUAUAUUUUAUUGGAAUAAAUUAUCAGGAAUUGGUAUGGAAAAAAUGUUUUCUACCAAGUCAUCUUCUCUCAUAAAAUCAUUUUAUUGUGUAAAAAAAAUAAAUAAGACCUUACAUGUUAAAAUUUCCAACAAGCUGAAUUUUAAUUGAAUCACCUUGUUCAGUGACAGCUCAAUGUAUCUGGCAACACUUGCUUUGUAUGCUCUGACUAUUGAGGAUCUUGAAGGCUGUGUCUAGAGUAGACUGCUUGUGUUUAUAAUUCAGUAAGGUGAUUUGAACAGUGAAAGUUCUUACUUGAAAUUAUACAACACCCCAAACCAUUGAGAUGCAUGUGUUCAUUCUUGAUUUUUCUUUGAAUGACUCUGAGCAUUCAUAUCACUAUUCAUAAUUCAGUUGAUAGUCCUCUUAAAACUGAUGUGACUUCCUGAGAUGCAGGAUUGUUGUGGUGCAGGGAAUACACGCACUGCAGUUUUCUUUCUUUCUCUAUUUUAUCAAGUUUAAAAAUACUGAUAAGCUGCUGAAUAGUUAUGAUCUGGUGAAGCAGGUUGCAAUUCUUUAGUGGAUCCGCCUGAUGCGGAAAGCCUCCCAAACUGAGUCAGUGAGGGGGUAUCCCUAUGGCUGACUGGGCAGGUAGGUUCCCAUCUUGCUGGUCGUGGGUUCGAUCCUCGGUGCUGGGGAUAAAACUAAUCUCCAUUACAUAAAAUUAGAUAGGUGGAGGAAGUAGUCAAGAUCUGUAUGAGUGUUGGUAUGGAUGUAACGGCAAAGAAAAGAUUGCAGAGUGGUACAGAGGUGCAGCAUGGUGCCCUGAGAUGGCUUGUGAUAAGAAUGAAUGAGGAUGACUUUGUGAAGAGUGAAUGAGAGUAGUAUCGAGGGAGAGGUAAUCAGGGGGGACCACCCAAAAAAUGAUUCAAUAGAGUGGUUGGGGAGAGAGUUGGCAGGCAAGGGAUUGAACGCGCUGUGAAGGAGUGUCAAAAUAGGGAUAAUUGAGCCUCUUCUGCCCAUGAAGGGAAAGAACAUCAGAGAUAGAGAUAAAUAAAAAUGCUAAAGGUAAUGUUGACACCAGGUUCCAGACACCUUGAACUUUCAUCUGGUAGUGAGGGAAACUUGUAUCUACCUCUCUAUCUCUUGGUUAACCUCAUCCUCAGAGACGGAGCCACAGAAUAGGAGAGUUUGGCCAGCUUCAUCACAGGAACUAUGUUGUUACCGAAGGUGCUGUGUGGAAAUCAAAUUGAUGCUGAUACAAUAGUGUUUUUGUGCUCUAGAUAAUCCUUUGAGAUCCUGACACGACAGGGGCUUCGUGGUGCAGUGGUUAGCACACUCGGCUCACAACCAAGAGAGCCUGGGUUCGAUUCCCGGGCGGAGUGGAAAAAUCUGGGUGGCUUUUCUGAUACCCUACGCCCCUGUCCACCCAGCAAUGAAUGGGUACCAGUUAUUAAUCGCGUGUUGUGUCCCGUCUCCUGGGAUCUGUUCCCUUCUCCUAUAAUUCCUUCCCCUUCUGUCUCUCUCCGGCAUAUGACCGUAGAUGUUACGCCGACUAAACAAAACUUUCCAACUUUUCUUUCCUGAUCUAGAGCAGCACUGAUUUGAAUUUCAUGCGGAUCUUUUGGUGCUUGCAAUGAAGGUGGCCAAAGAUGCCUAUUCUGUGGCUCUGCUCCGAGAAGUGAAGUGAAAGAUAUGUGUACAGAUAUACCUAUAAUGCCUUGUAAGAGUUAUAAGCGUAACGUCUGGAAUAAUGAUCACCAGAGAAAUAGGACUAGAUAAGAAAUCAGAGCAAGACAGUAUAAAACCUGUAGAGCGUAUGAUAAACAAGAAAAAAAUAGUUUCUGCCGUUUUUAUUUUAUGAGAUGAGAAUGUAAUGAGAUUAUGAUGUAUGUAAACAGGAAGUGGAACAAGAAUACUUAGUCAAGGCAGUAGAAGGAAAGAACUUUUACUGUAAUGAGGCUCACGGAUAGACAUAUGUUAGCUAGUGUCUAGAUGUUUGUAUUAUGAAAGACAAAUGUUGUAUUCAAGCAGCUUCAGGCCUGAGUGUGACUGGAAAGACCUUAAUCUCGUACCUUUAACCCUUAGACGGCAGCAGUAUUUGAAGGGUAGCUCCCCCAAAAUGAAUCGUCUAUGUAUAGUCACUGCCAACCUUAGGACCGUAGCAUAAAUAGAGUUACGCCGCACAAGAGGUGUUUUAACUAUCGUCUAUAUAUAGAUUCUACUGCAGUCUGUAAGUGUUGUUAUAUUUCUGCCAUACAAAACUGACUGACUGAAUUUUGGACCGUCUAUAUAUAGUUCCACCGCCGUCUAAGGGUUAAAGGUUCGGCUACAUGCAUGCCGUAAUCACCGGGGACCCUGAAAUAGCUGUGCGGCAUGAAACAUUACGAUGCAUUGAAGAUUUUGCUACAUCUUUGAAAUCUCAUUGAUGAUUGUUACCACUAUUUCAAUGUUUAUAUAUGUAUAUGAAUAUUAUAUAAGUCAAGCAUUGCAGAGAUAAAUAAUCUGACUGUCUAUGAUUCUGCUCACUGUUACUUCUUGUGACAUAUCACUGUCACAUUUUAGGUCUUAUCAAUUAAUAUUCAAGUACUGAAUUUCAUUGAUAAUCAUAACAUGUAUUCAUCUGUAACUAUUUUCACUGCAUACACUUGAUGAUAUACUCCAGACAGCAGGAAAAAGAUGGGAACCACAUGCAUAAUAGAAUGGCCACUUGCUGCCUGAAUAGCCAAGGACACCAAGGGCAGUCACUCAGUACAUGGCAGCUUGGUGCAUGACGGAGGACUGCCAGGCUUGUUCGGGACAUUCAGGGAGGGGUGAGCUCACUGCCCGGCACACGUGUGAAUCAAGGAACAAAACAUCUCUCUCCCACAAACAGUACAUCUCAACACUAUCUUGCUAAAAGGAUGUCUCCCUAUAAUGCUGAAAUGGCGUGGGUUAUAAAUUUGUCAGCUGGUGUGAUGCCAGAAAAUGAUUAACACUUAUUGGGAACAGUGCACAGUGGGCCAUCUUUCUUUAGGGCUGGGAACAACAUCAAGCGGGCAUGUUUCCUGUCUGUCUUUUGCCUCUGGUUGGUUUCCUUUCCUCAUGAAGAAGUGGAGAUAACUAAACAACACUCCAUUAGUAACGAAACAGUAACACUAUCAUAUAGAGAGGAUGUACAUCUCGGUCUAUAAUAACCAAUACACUGUCACUAUGUAACUAGUUUUACGAUUCUUCAAUGUAUAUACAAAAAUAUAUUUAUUAUGCAUCUGCAUGUAUAUAAUCGUAAGAAAAAGAUACAUAGCUAUAUCAUAUUUUUGCACAAACAAAUUUUCUAUGUGCUUUUUAUAAAUUCUUCAUCAGCAGCUUCCUUCAAGUGAUUCUUUUGUGGACUAACGUCAAUGUUCAGUGUUACAUGUACUAGUCAUCACUGCCCCGACCCUGGCCAUGUUAGGACUGCUAGAACACAGAUAGAAUACAGUCGUUGCAGGUGUUGGUGUUCACUAAGGGGUAAUUUAUUUUGAGUUUAUGAAGGAUAACACUCAUAGCUAUAUAAAAAAUGAUUGGAACACAACCAUCACUGCCCCGACCCUGGCCAUGUUAAGACUGCUAGAACACAGAUAGAAUACAGUCGUUGCAGGUGUUGGUGUUCACUGAGAGGUAAUUUAUUUUGAGUUUAUGAAGGAUAACACUCAUAGCUAUAUAAAAAAUGAUUGGAACACAACCAUCACCAAUUGAUCAAACAAGAAUGUAAAUUUUGUUUCAGUGAUUCAAAUGAGAAACACAAGAAGUGGCUCCAAAAUUAUGUUGUGUGAGGAGGAGUGAAGUGAAGACCGAUUCUGUAUCAUGUAGCCUUUUCUAAAUUUUCUUAUAUUCUUGCUAACUUGUCACAUCAGGUCUCACACACAAACACACACACUCAUGUGCUGUCGUUGGGGGUACACACACAGAAUUGUGGGGAGUUCUACCACUUCUCAAUGAAGCACAUGAUAAAUUGAUCUAUAUGGCAGAAUAUUAUUUUCCCAACUGUGGGUAAAAUACUAGUCUGGGGCUAUAGGCACGUCCAGACAACAAACACCCUGAACAACAACAACAUGCCCAGGAUUCAAACCGUGACCAUUGAGACAGGUGGCAGACACUAGUGUUGAGCCAAUGGGUGCCCUGUGGCGUAAAUUCUUUAGAAGCUGGAACCCUCCCCAACGGUACCAACCUGACCAGGAAGGACUGGGUCACGUUAAACAGAGCACAUGCAAAGGUCUGAAAAAACAAGUACAACCUCCACAGGUGGGGAUUAGCCAACAACCCUGAAUGCCCAUGUGAAGUGCAAACUAUGAACCACUUACUCUGGGAAUGUCCAAAGGGGCCUCACUGCACCGACCAAGAUCUUAGGGAAGCAAGUGAAAAUGCCAUUCAAUGGGUACGUUUUUAUCGCGACAAGAUAUGAUGACUUAGAAGCCUUUAUCUAUGUCUCACGUCACUAUAUGGUGGUGCGGUGGAUACAGUCUCAGCUUGUCACCUAUCAGACUGAGGUUCACGCCAAGCUCAGGCAGAAAAGUUUUUAGUUCACAUGGUGCAGUUACUGUCCCUCCUUGAUCAAUGGGGAUGGGAAAGAGGGGGAGGGGGGAGGUUUUAGCUGUACCUGUAGAUCAGCUAGUAAACUCUUAGCUCUCCAGGAGGGUAGUGAUUGAGUCCAGCACGUGAUCAGACCUUGGAUGAAUCACACGGACAGUCUGAAGCAGUCACAUGCGAUUGGUGUCACACUGGCUCAAGAAUCUUCCAAAGUACAUAUCACAAUGUUUGCAGACGGCUGAAAUGUUCUGUGUCAUGAGUGAUAGGUUUAGGAGUUUGUCUUUCUCAUCCCAUAUUCCAAGUAUAAGUCUUGUAAUUUUUCAGUAUCAAUAUUAUUCAUAGGUUUCCAAGUAUUGUUAACACGCUUAUAACCCUAGUUACAGUUGUUUGAUUUUCUUUAUGCUUGCAAGUUGUCAUGAAGCUUUUGCCUAAUUGUGACUGGUUGGUGGUCUGUGAUUUGUCAUUUUAAUUUUUUUCAGUCCUAAUUUUACAACAAAUUGCAAUAAUCUAAACAGGUUGUCAUGCCGAUAUCAUUAAUGUUUAUGAAAAAAUAAUUACUGUUGAGUUAAAUGUCAUGAUGAUUAUAAUUUGCAGUGACUGCUUAGUACUCUUUAUCAUAUCAGUUUUCAUUUCUAGCUUGCCAUAAUUUCCAUACAUUGCUUACUAGAUGUCUUCUAUUUUAUUCAGUAACCAUUAUUUUUUCUACCUUUACAAUGUGCCAUGAUCACUAAGGCUGGCUGUGGCACUUCACUGCCUCUUAAAAAGCUGUGUUUGUAUGGAAUGGAUCAAAGGCUGUUAUGAUAUGAUCCUUCUUUUCUGUCUCAACUUUUAACCCAUUACAGUAAUUUGUGAACUUAUACAAUACUUGUUAUUAUCAUAUGAAUUUAUUUUAAUGCUACCAUUUUAGUUCUUGCUUAUGUAAUGUGAAUCCUUUUUCCGUCUGUAUAACUGAUAAUAAUGGAAAAACAUUGUGAAAUGAAAGUCGGACCAUUGCAUUAUUUUUGAGUGCAAGAGAGAGAAUCCUUUCACGACUACUAAACACUAGCAUGUUUUCAGUUUAGAAGACAAUACUUAUUAACUGUACUUAUAUGAGUAUAGAUGUUUAUCAGUCUAUUAAAUUUCUAUUGACUCUGGAUAGCUACAUCAGGGAGAGUACAAAUCUGUGAGAGAACGAGAAACAUCUUGUGCUUCCAGACACACAUUCCAGUGUUGAAUGCUUCAUCAUUGACUCGGGCAGCCUUGUGCUGUCCAAGCCUUGCCAAAUGGCUUAACAUAGGUCAAUGUACAGGCCAUGCCAAAUGACACUGAUUGGUUCACUGUUGUGAUGAAAUAUGCAGGUUGAUGUACGAAUACACAAAUAUUUUUCUCUUAUGCAAUUUCUGUAUCACCAUUUGUAAGAAGUAAACCUGCACAUUCCCAGUUUGGGGCAGAACCAUAAUAACCACUGCUCCAUCAAAGUGCCAGACCCUGCGUUGGCCUCAAGGUCUGUUGUCUAGGCCUACAUUCAUGUCUGUGCGUGUGUGUUUGUGUGGAUAGGUCUAUCUGCUUGUUUUCAGACUGCCAUACAAUGAUGGCUUAUUAUUAUCUUUCAUGUCAAGGACUGGCCUUGCUGGAUGUGGUGUGUAGAACCAAUUGUGUUCAGCAUUGUGGCCAGGACUAAGCCACAGAACAAAUUGAAUUUUAAAAUGUUUAGGACACAUGACAUUGUACCAACAGUCCACAGUUUGUUGGUGAAUCUGUAAACCUUUACGAUGAAUGUUACAGGAGAACAUGAAUAUCAUGGAAUCAGGAAUUGCGUGUGGUAAAUUUAAUAAUUAGCAGUUGUAAAUUACAGUGCUGAGUAUGAUGUAUACAAUCAGAAAAUCUUGUAACUGAUCUGCACUGUAUACACUGAAUUAAGGAACAUGUGCCAUGUUCCUGUAACACAUUUUUUUUUCACAAAUUCCAUGAAAGAUUGUUUGGGUUAAAAAAAUCUUUUAUGCAAAUGAUUUACACUUAUCCUUUACAAGAUUAUAAUGUUGCCAAAGUAAGGAAAGGCAGCCUGAUUCCUUGUUACACAUGCAUGCACUCACCCACCCACACCCAUACAUUACUCCUGUGGUGUAGUGGUUAUACUCUCAGUCUGCUAUCCCAGCAGACUGAGGUUUGAGCCUUGCUCUGGCUGAAAGAUGUUUUCGCUGACAAAUGGUUACUGUCCCCACUUGAGCAACCCCCUUGGGGAGGGGGAGGGGGAGGGGUCCCAGCUAUGCCCCAAAAUCAGCUGAAUGGUCUCCAAAGCUUUCUCUGGGAGGGUGCUGGCUGGCAAUCAUGAGUCCAGUACAUAAUCAGACCAUGAGUCAAUUACACACACACAAAAUAACUAGUGAAUAAGAUGUGGCACAUUAAAAUUCGUUAAAUUUUUCCAAUAUGAAAUGUUCUCAAAUACUUAACUGUCACUCAUCACAUCAACUCUAUGUAGCACAGUUACUUAGAUUGUAAAAAGACUGAGAACAAACAUUUUUUCCCAAUAAAAAAUGUUUGUAAUACAUACAUCAGUUUUAUUUGGUUGCUUUGUUUCUUUAAAGAAUUAAAAGGAAAUUAAGAAUCACCCUAAACCAGGCAGCUAAGACCCUGCAGCUCUGCCAGGGCUACUAGAGAGCGCUGCCUCUCACCAGUGAGCCGCCUUGAGCUGGGAUCAGUUAUGAGCUGAGCACCAUACCCACAGACUCCCGGCUACGGCCUCCAAAGAAUGUGCUACCAAAUUAAGUUGCAUUUUAACCAGUAGUGAUUAAAGCAUGGCUGGGUUUUAUGGAUUUUCCCUUUUAAUUUCCUUCACAUCAAGGCUGCACUCUGCUCUUCCCUGUCAUCUCUCAGCAGUCUGCCCAUCACAUCUAACCUGAGCUUAUUUUUUGGUUUAAUAUUAUCUUCGGUUCUUUCAUUAGUUGUAUCAGAAGGGUUUUCAUGUGAGCCAAGUUUUGUGUUCAUCACCAACACAUCAUUGCCUAAAGCUAACAUUAUCUACAUAUUACACUUGCAUUUCUUUGUAUUGUGUUGAACCAUAUCCACUAUAACUCCGAGACUGCAGUGAAACUAUGCAAGAUAUUUUAAGCAUUUCUUGUCCUGUUAUUUAUUCUUGUCUUCCUCCACUUUAAUUUUCACUUUAUUUUCUCUUCAGUCUUGCAUUAUCCCCUAUUUCCAUACCUUACACUCCUGCCCUCUUCUAUUCCUAUUUUUCAUUCUCUAUUUUAGCUUUUCCUUUCUGUUGAAUCUUUACUUAUUUCCAUAUUAUUUAUUCUUGCCUUCCUCUACUUUAAAUUUCACUGUAUUUUCCCUUUUCUUCUCUAUUGCAAUUUUUCCCUUUUUUUAUUAUGUUUUUUCUUUCCUUCUAUUAAUUUUCACUUCGUAUUGCAUUUAAUCUUUUCCUUUCUAUAAUUUUCUUCUCCUCUUUUGCUAUGAUUUAUUCUUCCUUUCUUCUUCUUCCUAUUUUCCACUUUUAUCAUGUUUAAUUCUUUUCCUUUCUUUAAUGUGUCUUUCUUUUUCUCUGUAAUUUAUUCUUCCUUUCUUCUAUUCCUUAUUUUCCACCUUGUAUCAUGUUUAAUCUCUUCCCUUCUUUAAUAUGCUUUUUCUCUUUCUCUGUGAUUUAUCCUUUCCUUUCUUCUACUUCCUUAUUUUCCACUUUUAUCAUGUUUAAUCUUUUCCCUUCUUUAAUAUGUUUUUUCUCUUUCUCUGUAAUUUAUUCUUCCUUUCCUCUAUUCAUGAUAUUUUCCUUCGUACUUCCCCUUCUCCUUUUUAGACCAUUUCUUGCUUUGCUCUACUUAACUUUUUUUAUGUAUUUUUCUCUUUUUCUUUCUAUUUUCCCUAUUAUUGCACAGUUUAUUUUUGCUUCUUUCUGAAGUUUGAAUUUUCACCUCGUAUAUCCAUUUUUCUUCCUACACUAAAGUUUCCAUCUGUAUCUUCUCUUUUCCUUUCUCUAUUUUGUAUUUUUUUCCUAUUUCCAAGGUAUUUAUUCUUCCUAUUUUUCACUCUUAUCUUUUCCUUUCUCUAUACUGUAUUUUUUUCCUAUUUUUAAGCUAUUUAUUCUUCCCUCUACUCCUAUUUUUUACUAUUUUAUCUUUUUCUUUCUCUAUACAGUGUUUUUUCCUAUUUCUAAGCUAUUUAUUCUUCCCUCUAAUCCUAUUUUUUACUAUUUUAUCUUUUCCUUUCUCUAUACUGUAUUUUUUUCCUAUUUCUAAGCUAUUUAUUCUUCCCUCUAAUCCUAUUUUUUACUAUUUUAUCUUUUCCUUUCUCUAUACUGUUUUUUUCCUAUUUUUAAGCUAUUUAUUCUUCCCUCUACUCCUAUUUUUUACUAUUUUAUCUUUUCCUUUCUCUAUACUGUGUUUUUUUCCUAUUUUUAAGCUAUUUAUUCUUCCCUCUACUCCUAUUUUUUACUAUUUUAUCUUUUCCUUUCUCUAUACUGUGUUUUUUUCCUAUUUUUAAGCUAUUUAUUCUUCCUGCUACUCCUAUUUUUUACUAGUAUUUUCUCUUUUCCUUUCUCUAUACUGUAUUUUUUUCCUAUUUUUAAGCUAUUUAUUCUUCCCUCUACUCCUAUUUUUUACUAUUUUAUCUUUUCCUUUCUCUAUAUUGUUUUUUUUCCUAUUUCCAAGCUAUUUAUUCUUCCUAUUUUUCACUCUUAUCUUUUCCUUUCUCUAUAUGGUCUUUUUUUCCUAUUUCUAAGCUAUUUAUUCUUCCCGCUACUCCUAUUUUUCACUAUGUUAUAUCUUUUCCAUUCUACUGUGUUUUCCCAAUUUCUUUACUGUUAUAAAUCUUGCUUUCUUGUAUUUUUUUAUUUUUUAUUUUCACUCCGUAUUUUCCCCUUUUCUCCCAUUUAAUUCAAGCCUUAUUUUUUUCUCUUUUUCCUUACUGUUUUUUCCUUAUUUCUACAUUUCUGUAUUCUUGAUUUCCUGUAUUUUUUGAUCUUCACUCCACAUUUUCUUCUCUUCUCCCUGUCUAUCUUUAUCUUAACUAUUCUUUCCACCUCCUUCAUUAUCUCUGCAUUUUCCUAUCCAAUUUCCUUUUUUGCUCACUUUCGUUCACCCUUUUCAUAUUAGCAGUAAGGUAUAUUUUUUCAUCCUAUCAUAAUAUAUACAUUGUUUACCUGUUCAUUCUUACUAUAGUCGGUAUUAUAAGACAGUUUCGGUUCUCACAUCAGCUAUUUCCAAAGGUCAAAGAGGGGGUCAGUCGGGUUCUAAUGAGUGUUUCUUUGGGUUCACGGUACAGAAGAAGGGCCAAACUACCACCAGGGCCAUAUAACUACUCCUGGAAAUGCCCAAAACUCCCACGAAAGCCUUGUCAAAUAUGUGUUCUUGGGCGAUGAAAUGUCUUAUUAAUAUGACCCUAUAUCUCAUCUAUGUCAAAAUAAGUCAUGUAUUGGUAGCUGAAGUCCCAUGCAAAUAGCUGUGUGGCAUUUGCAUUAGUGAUUCUUUUAUACUUAUCUUUCGACCUGGUGUGUGUUCAGUCUUUUGCAACGCUCAUAUCUACAUCACAAAUAAACACCAUCCUUA